AUGUUGAUGCCGAUGUCAACACCAACAUCGAUGCCAACAUCAACGUCAAUGCCAACACCAAUGUCAAUGCCAACACCAAUGUCAAUGCCACCACUAAUGUUAAUGCCAACACCAAUGUCAAUGCCAACACCAACGUUAAUGCCAACACCAAUGUCAAUGCCAACACCAACAUCAAUGCCAACACCAAUGUUGAUGCCAACACCAAUGUCGAUGCCAACACCAAUGUCGAUGCCAACACCAACAUCAAUGCCAACACCAUUUUUGAUGUUGAUGUCAAUGUUGAUGUCAAUGUCAAUACUAAUGUUGAUGCCAACAUUAUUUUUGAUGUCAAUACUGAUACCAAUGAUAAUGGUAAUAAGUAAUUUAAAUUUGACUUUUGUUUUAUUAUAUAAUAGAAUCUAA
Cetraspora pellucida is the source of this 402-nucleotide messenger RNA. NCBI's taxonomy places the organism in Eukaryota, Fungi, Glomeromycota, Glomeromycetes, Diversisporales, Gigasporaceae. The record is from the annotation of a GenBank genome assembly.